GCCAAGCAACCAUAACCGUAAUCGUAACGGUAACCAAGCGCCUGGAGAAGGCACAACACAACACAACGCAAAACGAAGAAAAAAGCAAAACGGCAAAAGGCGAAAGAAAACAAAGUUUACAAACGCAAAAAGCGAAAGGAAAAUGAUACUUUCACGUGGCAAGACGGAUUCGGCCAGCUCGCGGCAUGUGGCCAGCGGUGGUAGCAUGCAACAGCAGCGCAAGCCAGCGGCGCCCGCAACUCUCGAGGAUUUCAUCAUCAAACGGGACUACACUGGAGCUCGGGCAUUUCUCGAGUAUGCACACGAUGAGCCCGAGGACGAGGAGGAGGGCAAGAAGCAGGACAAUGAACAGCAGCAACGACAAAUCGAUCAAUGGAUUGCCUAUUGCAAUUUCCAUUUGGGAGACUAUCAACAGGCACUCACCCAAUACCAGGACAUCAAACAGCAUCAAGAGCCACAUGUGGAGUCGCAUCUGCAGCUCAACGUCGCCGUCUGCAUGUUCUACUUGGGCUUGUACGAGGAGGCCAAACAGCUCAUCGAGAGCACACCGAACACGCCGCUGAAGCAACGUCUGCUCUUUCAUCUCGCCCACAAGCUGGGCGACGAUCAACAAUGGGCCCAACUGCUGGAGGAGCUGCUCAGUGCGCCCAGCGUGGAGCAGCAGUUGAGUUUGGCCUCAAUGCAUUAUAUGCGUGCCCACUACCAGGAGGCCAUCGAUGUGUAUAAGCGUGUGCUGGUCGACAACAAGGACUUCAUGGCCAUCAAUGUGUAUCUGGCGUUGUGCUUCUACAAACUCGACUACUACGACAUGUCACAGGAGGUGCUCGAGGUGUAUUUGAGUCAGCAUGGCGACAGCACCAUUGCCAUCAAUCUGAAGGCCUGUAAUCGCUUUCGGCUCUUUAGCGGACGCGUCGCUGAGCAGGAGAUUAAGAACAUAUCCGACAACGAUACUUUUGGUGCGGAUCUAAUACGACACAAUCUGGUUGUGUUUCGCAAUGGCGAGGGAGCGCUGCGUGUGCUGCCUGGCCUGCUCAAUAUUGUGCCCGAGGCGCGUCUAAAUCUGGCCAUUUACCAUCUGAAGCAGGGCGACAUUCAAGAGGCGCACGCCCUGAUGAAGGAACUGCAACCCACAUCGCCACACGAGUACAUACUCAAGGGUGUGGUGCAUGCAGCGCUGGGACAACAACUUGGAUCGAAAGAACACAUCAAGACAGCUCAACAAAAUCUGCAUUUGGUUGGCAGCUCAGCCACCGAAUGCGACACGAUCCCAGGACGUCAGAGCAUGGCCUCCGCCUUCUUUCUCUACGAACAGUUCGAGGAGGUGCUCGUCUAUAUGAAUUCCAUACGCAGCUAUUUCGUCAACGACGAUGUCUUCAACUACAACUUCGCCCAGGCCAAAUGCGCCACAGGCUAUUACAAGGAGGCCGAAGAGCUGCUGAUGCAGAUUAGCGAUAUGGACAUUAAGAAUCAGCACACUUACUGCAUGAUACUGGCCAAGUGUCACAUUCAUUGCGCGCAUCCGGAGUUGGCCUGGAACGUGUUCAUCACCAGGGACACGAAUGCAGAGGCUUUUCUGCUGCUCCAGCUGAUUGCGAACGAAUGCUACAGAUGUGAGGAAUUCUGGGUGGCAGCAAAGGCAUUCGAUAUGCUCGAGAAACUUGAUCCCAGUCCCGAGAAUUGGGAAGGCAAACGUGGCGCCUGUGCCGGAGUCCUGUUUGCCUUGGCUACGAAGGCGCAUCGAGGACGUCCUGGAGGUGGCAUCUCCGAGGUCAUUGGACUAUUGCGUGAAUCGUCGAAUUCACAGGCAGAGUCGAUGAUUAAGACCGUUAGAAAGCACAUAAGCAGUUUCAAGUAGAAGCACACGAAGUGUCUAUACUAUAAUUAAUCUAAAUAAAUUCAAGCAGUACUUAUUUAUCUUGCGGGCAAUAACAAAUCGACAUUUUCGACUAAUUAAUUCAAUGGGAAUUUGUCAAAACUUCGUCCGAGUCGAUGGCACUUACUAAUAAAGCUGGCAUAAUAAUU
Messenger RNA from Drosophila albomicans, 2022 nucleotides. It is a transcript of the gene Ttc26, whose product is annotated as intraflagellar transport protein 56. Bases 143 to 1855 code for a protein of 570 amino acids. Lineage: Eukaryota; Metazoa; Arthropoda; Insecta; Diptera; Drosophilidae. Gene Ontology annotation, biological process: intraciliary anterograde transport; intraciliary transport involved in cilium assembly. Gene Ontology annotation, cellular component: ciliary basal body; intraciliary transport particle B; ciliary base. The record is from RefSeq and is a predicted model, not a curated record. The transcript has 5 exons. Gene Ontology annotation, molecular function: intraciliary transport particle B binding; protein binding.